GAUAGUGGAUUAUUUGGAAUUUUAAUGAGCACUAAGAGCAGCUUCAUCCUAAUGGGAGCUUGCAGCCUGUGUGGUUGUUAAAACCUUGAAAAUGGAUUUACAGUAGGAGGCAGCUGAUCUACUGUUAAGAUAUUGCAGAAGUGAACUUUGGCUUGAAAUGAAAUUCAUUAGACAUUGAUCUCUGUAGCUGUAAGGUGUUGCUCAUGUUUCACUUCAGGCUUUCUGACUAAACACCGAGGUCGCCAACACAACAUUUAAUAUCACAGACAGCUGUAACACGCACCAGAAGAUACCAUUACAGACUCCCUGUGGAGCAGGAGCGUGUUGAAUGUCCCCCAGAGGAUUCAAUUUGCAACUGGGUGUUACAGAAAACCUAAACACGCUUUUGUGCUAGCAGCUGAGAGUAUGUUUGUGCUGUGCACGCUGCUACUGCUGUCCAUCCACAGCCUGCUGAAAAGACAGAACACUGUGGAGCUUCAUGAAGCCAAGACAGCAGAGCACAGCGAGAAAACUGGCAAAAAUUCACGCUAUACGCGGCGCAGGAAAGUGGGAAAUCCUGUCAGGGGUGGAACCCAGGGCCGAUGCAGGUCAUGUUCCACCACCCAGCUGGAGGUACUUGAGUGCAACAAGAGAGCCCAGCGGUACGCUCUGUUUGGCCCGGCGGACAUGUUUGGCACAAGGAAGACGUGGGACCUCGGCCACACCCCCUGCCUGCAGGAGCUCUGGAACAACGACCUUUCAUUGGACGCAAGCUCAGUGGAUUUCCUGAUUAGUGAUGGUGAGGAGGAGAGCUCCUUCCUGACCCUGCCCAACUCUGUUCUUCAGCACCGCCGCUUGACCUCAGAUCACAGCGAUCCUGCCCUCUCUGAUCAGCAGCUGCUCAUACAGGCGCUACAAGAUAAAGUGUGCGAGUUCCAGGCUCGUUUGCGUAGCGAAGACGUCACGGACAGACGGCUUCUACAGCAACUACACACACCGCAGGUCAAUCAAGACCAACAAGACAAAGCAACCAUAAGCCAAGAGCAUCCACUCACCAAUCUUGAGCAGGACAGCCAGCCCAGCCAAGCUGGCUUCACCACAAGUGUGAGACAACUGAGUACAGGAUCACUACAUCCACAGGAUUAUCCUGACAUUGCUGGGGAACGGAAAGUUCACGCGCAGCCUCGGCUUAAAGAAGAAGCAUACCAGCUUGCUCUUAUCACAAGGCUACACACACAGAUUGAGGAGCUGGAGAAGAAACUGAAGGACCAGACUCAGGAGGUGGAGAGACUGCGCUCUGAGCUGGGGGCGACAGACCUGGAAAAGCAGCUGGAGCUCCUAGAGAGCGAGAAUCAGCGGCUCAGACAGGAGCUUAAGUCCAGCAGCAUCCAUGAGCCUGCACACACCUGCUCCACCUCCACCUGCCCUCACAGCCAGGAGGCAGCAGCCCUACGUGGGGCGCUCUCCUUAUGUGAGGAGCGCUGUAAAGAGUAUGAGCGGCACAUGGCCAAGCUCGAACAUCAGCUCGGGGCGAGAGCCGGCACAAUGGAUGAGCUGCAUGCGCAACUGGAGGAGGCAUUACAGAGCCGUGACAAUCUUCAGGAGCAGCUCACACACACGCAGGAAAUACUGCAACGCCACAGUACAGCAGCGCCAUCUCAGGCCAUGUAUGUGAGCAAGGCAGCAGAUGCCGAGUCGUCUCAAUGGAAAAAGGCUCUGAUGGAGGCUCAGGCACAUAACCAGGCUCUCCAGGAGCAGCUUGGGGUCCAGCGGCAGCUCCUCAGAGAGCUCGAGCAAAAACUGCACAACAGCCAGAGGACCAGCAGUGAGCUUCGCCAGCAGAUCCUGGCACAUCAGGGUGAGAUGGAGCGAACGCGGAGCCAGCUGGAAACUGAGAUUCAAACACUUGAAGAGGAGAAGAACAGGGUCAUCGAGGAGGCGUUCAUCAGAGCUGAGAGCGAAAUGAAAGCUGUGCACGAAAACCUUGCAGGCGUAAGGAUGAAUUUGCUGACUCUGCAGCCUGCCCUGAGGACACUUACGUGUGACUACAACUGUCUGAAGAGGCAGGUCCUGGACUUUCCCUACAUGCUGCAGAAUGCUAUCACUGAGGCGAAGCAGGAGAUAUGCCACAUGAUUGCAGAGGUGAGCAACACCAACCAGGAGCUGCUACGCAAAUACAAGAGGGAAAUGAACCUGAGAAAGAAGUGUCACAAUGAACUGGUUCGCCUCAAAGGAAACAUACGUGUUUUCUGUCGUGUGCGUCCCAUCUGUCAAGGUGAAGCCGAGGCUGACGGCAAGAGUGUGGCGUCUUUUGAUUCUGACGAUGAUGCAGUGCUCUACCUUUCCAAUAAGGGCAAGCUCAUGACCUUUGAUAUGGACAAGGUCUUUUCCCCUCAGGCUACUCAGGCAGAGGUGUUUCAAGAAGUGCAGUCUCUGAUCACAUCCUGUAUAGACGGCUAUAACGUGUGCAUCUUCGCUUACGGCCAGACAGGUUCAGGAAAAACCUACACCAUGGAGGGUGUUCCUGAGGAUCCUGGCAUUAACCAGCGAGCUCUGCGCCUGCUGUUCUCUGAGGUAUCUGAGAAGAUGCCUGACUGGCACUACACCAUCACUGUCAGCAUGGUUGAGAUCUACAAUGAGACACUAAGGAACCUGUUAGGAGACAAUCUAAAUGAGAAGCUAGACAUUAAGUUGUGUCCAGAUGGCAGUGGGCAGCUGUAUGUGCCUGGUCUUACCGAGUUUACAGUAAAGAGUGUGGAGGAUAUUAAUAAGGUUUUUGAGCUGGGUCACAUGAACAGGGCGACAGCAUGUACCAACCUGAAUGAGCACAGCUCCCGCUCUCAUGCUCUCCUCAUUGUCAAUGUAGCCGGUUUUAACGCCUCUACAGGACACCGCACUUCAGGCAAGCUGAAUCUGGUCGAUCUAGCAGGUUCUGAGAGAAUCUCUAAAUCCGGCGCUGAGGGAAGCCGUCUGCGUGAGGCUCAGUGCAUCAAUAAGUCACUCUCGGCGCUGGGUGACGUCAUCAACGCGCUGCGAUCACGCCACUCUCAUGUUCCUUUUAGAAACUCACGCCUCACAUACCUGCUGCAGGACUCGCUCAGCGGAGACAGCAAGACGCUGAUGCUGGUACAGGUUUCUCCUCUAGAAAGCAACAUCAUUGAGUCAGUGUGCUCUUUAAAGUUUGCCCAACGUGUUCGCACAAUCGAGCUCGGACCGGCUUCAAUUUCACGAAGACAUGCCGAGAACUCUUCAACGUCCUCCUCACCUACUCACGACGGCGUGGAGAGCAUGAUUGAUGGAAAUUUUGUCACCUGUAACACUUUGAAGGAGUUGGAUUCUCCACCUAUAACUCCCCUGCCCCUACCCAUCUCCCGGGCCAGCAGUGCGGGCUCUUCUCUCUCCACUAUCUCCAGAGUCUCCAGCACACGAAGAAGAUCCCAGAGCCAACAAGCUCCAGACAGACAGGUAGACAGAGGCAGUCCAUUGCUUGGGGACAGUGGGCAGGUAGGUGGGGUUUUAUCCGAUUAGUAUCUCGGCAUGGAAAAGCUCAGCAUGGCAACCGUGUCACCCGAUCGCUAAUGGCCCAUCUAACACAAUGUGCGCUAACCCAGGGAAGGUGUGUGAGUGUAAGUGAGAGAAAUAAUCUAUGUUGGUGUUGUUGUUUUUUUUUAGUUUGUUUGUUUGUUUGUUUUUAAAUACACAUCUUCCUUGUCAUUUGUGUGUGGUUUAUGUUCAUUGUGUAUGACAGUAUGUGCUGUUUUCAGUGGCUUUCUCCGUUGUUGUGUGUGUGUGUGUGAGAUGGAGCGUAUGUACUCACACCUGCUUUGGUAUGGCUGUGCUUUAGUGGUGAAAUGCAGAUAACUGUGUUUUGCUGACCUAUAUGGGCUCAUGAACACGGAACCCAAAUACACACGUCUCCUUGCAAUGUUGAGCUCUUGCUUUAGUCUAAUCCAUAGAUGAAGCAAGCUGUCAUUUAACUUUCAUGGUGGGUGACUAAUAGAAAGUACCAUAUUUUCCAUACUAUAAGUCACACCGGAGAGGACGGUCUGCAUAGAGACAUAAUAACACAGAGUUGCUGUUUCAUUAGGGGCCUCUAUUUCAAAAUUGCAUUAAUUCAAAUUAAAUAAAAUUAUAAAAUAAUUUUAUCAGUAUGUGUAGAUUUACUAACCAUAGCUCAUAAGCUGAUACAGUACACUAUAAAGCCAAAGGUUUCAUUGAAGCCAAGAGCCCCAGUCCUGUUCCAGCAUUAGGAUUCCCUAUGCAUGAAGUGAAGUUUAUACAGACAUGGUUUGUCAGUGUUUGAUUGAAAGAACUGCACAGAGCUCUAAACUCAACUGAACUGCAAGCACCUCACAUGACUUCACUACCUGACCUCACUAAUUCUUAUCAUCUUAUCUUAAUGAAAAUCUCAAAGCCAUACUCCGAAUGUACGAAAUCUAGUGAAGGGGCUUUUCCUAGAAGGGUUUUGAUUAUAAAAGCAAAGGUGCAACAUGGAUGUGAAGGUCAGGUGUUCACAUAUUUGUGCCAUAUUGUCUAGCUAUGCGUAUUUCUGAUACACAGACUGAAAACAUCUGUUAUCAACUGUCUACAUUUUGGGGAAUUUCUUGCACCAAAGUCUAGUUUUUAAUGGUUCUAAUUGUAAUGAGAAACUGUGAUUUCACUACAGUUUUGUAUUCUUUAGAUGCUAUAAUUGCACAAUUAUCAGCCUGAAACCCUGAAUCAUUGUACAGUAUAUGUUUAUACAUGGUACGCACUCAAAGUGUUUCAUUUCCUAUGCACACAGAUAAUUAAGCUAAGUGAUUAACUCAAGUGGUAAUUUCCUUGCCUUUCCCCAUGCAUCUGUGCCCGUUUUGCUUCAGAUCUUGUACAAACACUGGUGUACAUCCUGUACAUUUCACUUCUCUUAACCAAACAUUUGCUAGAUGCACAUUACAACAUCCUUGCAUGACACAAUUUUAAUUUGUUGUUUAAGUUUUAAUUUGUAAACCGCAACACCUGUUAAAUAGGAUCUAAAAUCAAUACAUCUUAUAGUAUGGAAAAUACAAUAAAGUGGUAAUUAUUAUUAUUAUUUUUUUAAAGAUAAUCAGUUGAACAUUGGUUUGAGUGUUAAACUCAAAGUGUUUAUUUUACACAAUUUCUUAAUCAGAUCUCUUGGUUCUUUUUUGCCCAGGACGAAUGAAGCUUGCCAUCUGAUGCUAUGAAGAGUUGAGUGUGCUGCGAAACAUACUUUCGGCAUGCUCUAUCCAGAGUUAAUUUUGUUCACUGAGAUAGGGACGAAACAAACUGGCAAAUCAGGGAUAAAUAUUCACCAUUUCUGAGAGAGACUUGACUGUUCUGUUGAUGACUGACAAAUCUGCCGUUCCCUUCGAGCUCUGUGCUGCACCAGGAAAAACGUGAAGACUUCCUCCCUCACAUCAGUGUUCAUGGACAUCUAUGCACUUUAGAACAAGCUCAUCUGAUUAUACAUGGUGUUAAUAGACCCAGUCAAGCCUAGGACUAUCACUUGACUGGUGCUGAUUUUAAUUGUGUUCUUUCUCUUUUUUGAGAGAAAAUUGUUGGUGUAUUCUUUUUUUCCCCCACUUCCACAAAACUUCCACUUCCUUUUUAUUCAAAGCCUAAGAACAAAGUCGUACUUCCACAAAAAAAAACCUUGUGUAGCAGUUGCAGUAAGCAAUAACAAAGGCUGAAUCUAGCCUUUUUUCCGUUAGCGGUCAUGUUCUUGUCGUGUGUAUUUGGUAUCUUGAAGGCAGCAUAUUGAAGUCUUCCUGAUCUAAGCAUGUAUACUUUGAACUUUUUCAACUGCAAUGGACUUACUCAUUCCGUUUUGCUGUGAAUAGGAAUGCUUGGAUUUUUUUCCCCCACAGGCGAAACUCCGCUUCCACUGUAUGAACUUUUAUCAUCUGAAAUGGACCAUUAAGACAGAACGGAUAUUAGUGCUUGUGAGGUUUUGCUAGCUUCAGUUCAUUAUAGCAUAGCUUUGUAUGCAUCAUUUUUGUAUACUUUUUAAUAAAUGCCUUAAACAUAA
Clarias gariepinus (North African catfish) is the source of this 6004-nucleotide messenger RNA. RefSeq names its product kinesin family member C3 (gene kifc3). NCBI's taxonomy places the organism in Eukaryota, Metazoa, Chordata, Actinopteri, Siluriformes, Clariidae. The transcript is spliced from 22 exons. Gene Ontology annotation, molecular function: microtubule binding; microtubule motor activity; ATP binding. Gene Ontology annotation, biological process: microtubule-based movement. The record is from RefSeq and is a predicted model, not a curated record. Bases 406 to 3507 code for a protein of 1033 amino acids.